AUGUAUUUUGAAACGAUUAUAUAUUUUAUUAUAUGGAGCUUAUCUGUGAUUUAUUCAGUACACCGUUUCUCAACAAGUUCAUACAAUUAUUUUAGGUAUUACAAUGAUGAAUAUGAUGAUUUCACUCAGGGCAUAUCAUUUUUGUCUAAAAAGAGAGACAAGGCUGAUUUAGAAUGGGAAGCAAUCAUGUUCCUAGUUAAAGAUUAUUUCCCAUGGCUAGUGAUUUACGUUUCUGUUGCAUUAGCUACUAAAUAUAUUAAAUCUUUAAAGAUUUUUAAACUGUGGCAUAUCCUUUUCACUGUAAUUUAUAUACUGCUGAAAUGGAACUACAUUUUUUUAUUACUAUUAUUAAUACAACCAGCAGUUUUCCUUAACAUAAGAUAUUUAUAUCAAAACAAAUCCUCAGUGUGGAUGUCUUCAAGCAUAUCUUUAGCUCUAUUAAACUAUCUUAAAUCAAUUGUCAACAAUCCUGAUCUUAUAGAAACUAUUAAAAGUAAAGAUUAUGAAAUAUAUGUUUUGAUAUGUAGUUUAUUCUGGAUGAACUUGAAAUGUACUAGUUUCUGUCUAGAAAACACUGAGAAUACUAAUGCUCUUGACUUUUUAUCAUAUUGCUUCUACCCUCCCACAGUAUUUAGUGGCCCCUUUAUUCUGUAUAAAGAUUUUGAAACCUGUUAUAAUAGUAAUAUAGAAUUUUCAUUAUGGAGAUGUAAAAAAUUGGCCAGGAAUUUAAUCAAGUCACUGUUUUGGUUUAGUUUCUUAUACAUUUGUCUGCACUUUGUAUAUUUGAAUGCAUCUGCUUAUCAUCCACAGUUAAUUGAAAAUUUAGACAGUUGGUCUUUGUAUGGAUUUGGAUAUGCAAUGGGUCAAUUUUUUCAUUUAAAAUAUGUUAUACAGUAUGGUAUAAGUACUAGCAUAGCAUCUUUUGAAAGAAUCAAUGUUCCAAACCUACCUCGUUGUAUAGGAAGAAUUCAUUUAUAUUCAGACAUGUGGAAAUAUUUUGAUCCCGGUUUAUAUAAUUUUUUAAUCAAAAACAUAUACCUUCCUAUGACAAAAUUUACUCAAAAUAAGCCAAUAAGAAGUUUCUUUUGCUUCUCGUUUGUCUAUGUUUGGCAUGGACUCGAGACUCAUAUAUUUAUAUGGACCAUACUAAACUAUUUUGGAUUAAUGUGCGAGAGUGUCCUUUGGUCAAAAACCGAUAAAAUUAAGAAAAAUGGACAGGAACAAAAUUGGAAACGAAGAAAAGAUUGUUUUAUAUCGGCUUUUUUACUAGCAAUGUCUGCAAUAUCAAACUUUUAUUUUUUUGCUGGCUACAAUGUAGGGAAUGUAUUUUUUAGAAGGUUAUUCGCAGAUAUGUUUGGAAAUAUCGUUUUGAUAGCAGCCUUAUACUGUUGUUGUCAAGUUUCUACAGAAAUCCCGACCGUUCCAGCUUCACAAAUGUAG
Psylliodes chrysocephalus is the source of this 1440-nucleotide messenger RNA. NCBI's taxonomy places the organism in Eukaryota, Metazoa, Arthropoda, Insecta, Coleoptera, Chrysomelidae. The record is from the annotation of a GenBank genome assembly.